Messenger RNA from Apis florea (little honeybee), 2389 nucleotides. RefSeq names its product glucosamine-fructose-6-phosphate aminotransferase 2 (gene Gfat2). Gene Ontology annotation, biological process: UDP-N-acetylglucosamine metabolic process; carbohydrate derivative biosynthetic process; fructose 6-phosphate metabolic process. Lineage: Eukaryota; Metazoa; Arthropoda; Insecta; Hymenoptera; Apidae. The record is from RefSeq and is a predicted model, not a curated record. Gene Ontology annotation, molecular function: carbohydrate derivative binding; L-glutamine:D-fructose-6-phosphate transaminase (isomerizing) activity.
AUUUACGCGCCGAUGCACUGCUCGCGAUUGUUUCGCUUUUCGUAAGUUUCUCCCCGGUGACAGUUCCUCGAUCGGUGAUCUUUUUUCUUCGUACUUAUUCAUCGUAUCUUCUUUAGUGGCGAUGGGUGGAAUAUUCGCGUAUAUCAAUUAUUUGACACCAAAGAGCAGAAAGGAAAUUCUCGAGUUCCUGGUUGGUGGUUUAAAGAGAUUGGAAUAUCGAGGCUAUGAUUCAGCAGGUGUUGCACUUGACAGCGCCGAUGGCAAGGAUACCUCGAUUAUUAAAAAGCAAGGAAAGGUCAAGGCUCUCGAAGAAGAGAUCUUUUGUAAUUCUAAUAUUGAUUUCGACUCAAAGAUUCAUAGUCACGUUGGUAUUGCACAUACUCGUUGGGCGACUCAUGGUGUCCCAUCGGAAGUGAAUUCGCAUCCUCAAAGAUCAGACAGUGAUCAUGCUUUUGUGGUUGUACACAAUGGUAUCGUGACAAACUAUAAGGAAGUGAAGACAUUACUCCAGCAAAGGGGUUACAGUUUCGAGAGUGAAACCGACACGGAAGUAAUCGCCAAACUCAUUCACCAUCUCUGGGUGCAGCAUCCUGGUUACUCGUUUCGCGAACUAGUCGAGCAAGUUGUUCAACAAUUAGAAGGUGCAUUUGCUCUAUGCUUCAAGAGCAAAUAUUUUCCAGGCGAAUGUGUGGCAACGAGAAGAGGAUCACCACUUCUCGUGGGUAUUAAAACAAAAACAAGAUUGGCCACCGAUCAUGUACCCAUCCUAUAUGGAAAAGAUGAAUCUCCACGCGUAAGCAAAGAAGGUGAAGCGCCCACUCAAGAUCAUCGUCCGCAUGGCCGAAAUACUGAACUUCCGGUGAUACCACGCAGCGAGAGCACUUCUGAAUUUCAACCAUUGGAGGAUAAAGAAGUCGAAUAUUUCUUUGCUUCCGAUGCCAGUGCUGUGAUCGAACAUACAAAUCGUGUUAUAUUUCUGGAAGAUGAUGACGUAGCUGCGGUGAAAGAAGGUGCUCUUAGCAUUCAUCGACUCCGUCGAUGCAUGGAUGAUCCUCAUGCGAGAGAAAUUACCACAUUGAAGAUGGAAAUUCAACAGAUCAUGAAGGGUAAUUAUCAAUAUUUCAUGCAGAAGGAAAUCUUCGAGCAACCUGAAUCAGUGGUAAACACUAUGAGAGGACGUUUGAAUUUCCAGGAUAAUUCUGUCACGUUGGGAGGUAUUAAAGAUUACAUUCCUGAAAUCAAAAGAUGUAGACGAUUGAUGCUUAUUGGCUGUGGAACAAGCUAUCAUUCUGCUAUUGCUACUAGACAACUUUUGGAAGAAUUAACUGAAUUGCCAGUUAUGGUUGAAUUAGCUUCCGAUUUUCUAGACAGAAACACGCCAGUAUUUAGAGAUGAUGUUUGUUUCUUCAUCUCACAAUCAGGUGAAACGGCAGAUACGCUAAUGGCUUUGCGAUAUUGCAAAGGACGUGGAGCUUUAAUAGUUGGUAUUACCAAUACUGUAGGCAGUAGUAUUUGUCGUGAAUCACAUUGCGGUGUUCAUAUAAAUGCUGGUCCUGAGAUUGGUGUUGCCAGCACCAAAGCUUAUACCUCUCAAUUUAUUUCUCUUGUAAUGUUUGCUUUGGUUAUGAGUGAGGACAGAAUUUCUCUUGGUAACAGACGUCAACAGAUUAUCGAAGGAUUGAAGAAUUUGGAUAAUCUUAUUCGUAAAGUUCUGAAACUUGAUAGUAAAGUCAAAGAAUUAGCAAAAUCUUUAUUCCAACAUAAAUCCUUGCUGAUUAUGGGUAGAGGAUAUAAUUUUGCGACAUGCAUGGAGGGUGCUCUGAAAGUUAAGGAAUUGACGUAUAUGCAUAGUGAAGGUAUCAUGGCAGGCGAAUUGAAGCAUGGUCCUUUAGCACUUGUAGAUGAUUCGAUGCCAGUAAUAAUGAUCGUUAUGAGAGAUCCAGUUUAUAUAAAAUGCAUGAAUGCUCUACAACAAGUUACAGCACGAGAUGGUAAACCAAUUGUCAUCUGCGAAGAAGGAGAUAGUGAAACGAAAAUGUUUGCAGACAAAGUUCUUGAAGUACCUAAGACAGUGGAUUGUCUUCAAGGAAUUCUUACUGUUAUUCCAAUGCAACUUUUAUCUUUCCAUAUCGCAGUUCUUCGUGGAUGUAAUGUUGAUUGUCCAAGAAAUUUAGCAAAAUCGGUCACAGUUGAAUAAAACUUUCUUUAAGAACAUCAGGGACUUAUUUCAAAUAUUGUUAUUGUUAAAUUUUGAAUUUGAAUUACAAAAGAUAACAAUACAGCAAGAACAAUUUUUGAAAUAACAUGAAAUUGUUAUCGAUUACAUUUUGAUAUGUUUCUAAGUACUUAAUAAUUAUUAUAUAUCGUAUUAAAGUACGAAUGAGAUAAA